GUGCCGCGUGGCGGGCGCGGCGCUGCGGCGGGACAGCCUGCGCGGGUUUAGAGCCGAAACCAGCUGUGAGGGCUUCGGGCUUCCGGCCUCCAGGCGUCAUGAGCGUGGGCUUCAUCGGGGCUGGCCAGCUGGCCUUCGCUCUAGCCAAGGGCUUCACAUCAGCAGGUAUCCUGGCUGCCCACAAGAUAAUGGCCAGUUCCCCAGACAUGGACCUGGCCACAGUUUCUGCCCUCAGGAAGAUAGGGGUGAACCUGACACCCCACAACAAGGAGACUGUGCGGCACAGUGACGUGCUCUUCCUGGCCGUGAAGCCGCAUAUCAUCCCCUUCAUCCUGGAUGAGAUUGGCACUGACAUCGAGGACAGGCACAUCGUGGUGUCCUGUGCAGCUGGUGUCACCAUCAGCUCCGUUGAGAAGAAACUGACAGCAUUUCGACCAGCGCCCAAGGUUAUUCGGUGCAUGACCAACACCCCAGUUGUGGUGCGAGAGGGGGUUACCGUAUAUGCCACGGGCACCCAUGCCCAAGUGGAGGAUGGCAGGCUCCUGGAACAGCUCCUAGGCAGCGUGGGCUUCUGCACAGAGGUGGAGGAGGACCUGAUUGAUGCUGUCACAGGGCUCAGUGGCAGUGGCCCUGCCUAUGCAUUCACUGCCCUGGAUGCCCUGGCUGAUGGCGGUGUUAAAAUGGGACUUCCAAGGCGCCUGGCAGUCCGCCUUGGGGCCCAGGCCCUUCUGGGAGCCGCCAGGAUGCUACUGGACUCGGAAGAGCACCCAGGCCAGCUCAAAGACAACGUCUGCUCUCCCGGCGGGGCCACCAUCCACGCCCUGCACGUGUUGGAGAGUGGGGGCUUCCGCUCCCUGCUCAUCAAUGCUGUGGAGGCCUCCUGCAUCCGCACACGGGAACUGCAGACCAUGGCCGACCAGGAGAAGGUCUCACCUGCUGCCAUCAAGAAGACUGUUCUGGACAAGGUGAAGCUGGACUCCCCUGCAGGGGCCUCUCUGUCCUCUGGCCCUGCCAAGCCACUGGCCCGCAACCUGGCCUCGGCAGGCAAGGAAUGAUGCACCCUGCCUCCACCUGCUCUCCCUCCCUCCCUCCCCUCCUCCUCUUGUUAUUUUGCCCACCCUGGGCCUGGAGUCCUUGGAUUCAAUAGAUCCUCCCACCUGAGCCUCCAAGUGCUCAGACUGCACGUGCAUACUACCGUGCCCAGCCUUUCUCUCCACUUCUUGCUCUCCUGGCUCCAGGCUCUUGUCCUGGGGGGUCUCCAACCCUUCAAUGGGCAUCUGCCCACAGUCUGGGUCAGCCAGGGUUGUGGCCAGGGAGGGGCAUAUCCCCUUUCACUGGGAGCCUCCAUGAUUCCCAGGCUUCAGCCCAUAACAGGGAUGGGCUCUUUGACCUCCUCACACCCCGAGCUUUUUAUAUAGCUGUAGCCUGAGGUCUUCACCCCCCUCAACCCCAGUGUCAGCUGGUGUGGGCUUGCCCGUUCUUUUUGCAAAGGUCAGUGGUAGAGCACCUGGCAUGGCAAGGCCCUGGUUCCGUUCCUAGCACCCAACACAGAAAGACCCAAGGGCCCUUUUCCACUCCCCACUCACCCUCCCUCCUGUGUGCUGGCAGAGGAUCACGGGCGUCUUGAGCUUGGUGCCAGGGACCCAAGUUGCCUUGGCCAGCUGCCCAGCUUCCUCAAUCCUGUCGAGUAUUUGGGAAGAGGACUCCUUGGGUAGCUGCUGAACUUCCAGUGACCACCAGCACACUCAGGCCAUCACACUCCUGAUCUGCCUGGUGGGGUGCGUCACUUCCCUCCCGACCUUUAGGUUGAAUAAACUGUUUUCUGAAAGCUC
Marmota flaviventris (yellow-bellied marmot) is the source of this 1832-nucleotide messenger RNA. It is a transcript of the gene Pycr1, whose product is annotated as pyrroline-5-carboxylate reductase 1. Gene Ontology annotation, molecular function: pyrroline-5-carboxylate reductase activity. The record is from RefSeq and is a predicted model, not a curated record. Lineage: Eukaryota; Metazoa; Chordata; Mammalia; Rodentia; Sciuridae. Gene Ontology annotation, biological process: L-proline biosynthetic process.